This is a messenger RNA of Suricata suricatta (meerkat), 1643 nucleotides long. RefSeq names its product thioredoxin related transmembrane protein 2 (gene TMX2). NCBI's taxonomy places the organism in Eukaryota, Metazoa, Chordata, Mammalia, Carnivora, Herpestidae. The record is from RefSeq and is a predicted model, not a curated record. Gene Ontology annotation, biological process: brain development. Gene Ontology annotation, cellular component: membrane-bounded organelle. Gene Ontology annotation, molecular function: disulfide oxidoreductase activity. The transcript has 8 exons. Bases 41 to 931 code for a protein of 296 amino acids.
CUGACGCCGAAACGCGGCGGGCGCCGCAAGGGCCGGGAAGAUGGCGGUCCUCGCACCUUUAAUUGCUCUGGUGUAUUCGGUGCCACGACUUUCACGAUGGCUGGCCCGACCUUACUAUCUUCUGUCAGCCCUGCUUUCUGCUGCAUUCCUACUCGUGAGGAAACUACCUCCUCUCUGCAGCAGUCUCCCCACGCAACGCGAAGACGGCAACCCGUGUGACUUUGACUGGAGAGAAGUAGAGAUCCUGAUGUUCCUCAGUGCCAUUGUGAUGAUGAAGAACCGCAGAUCUAUCACUGUGGAGCAACACAUUGGCAACAUCUUCAUGUUUAGUAAAGUGGCCAAUGCAAUUCUUUUCUUCCGUCUGGAUAUUCGCAUGGGCCUGCUUUACAUCACUCUUUGCAUCGUGUUCCUGAUGACGUGCAAGCCCCCCCUGUACAUGGGCCCCGAGUACAUCAAGUACUUCAACGACAAGACCAUUGAUGAGGAGCUAGAGCGGGACAGAAGGGUCACCUGGAUUGUGGAGUUCUUUGCCAAUUGGUCUAAUGACUGCCAGUCCUUCGCUCCUAUCUAUGCUGACCUGUCCCUCAAGUACAACUGUACAGGGCUAAACUUUGGGAAGGUGGACGUUGGACGCUACACUGAUGUUAGUACACGGUACAAAGUGAGCACGUCGCCCCUCACCAAGCAACUCCCUACCCUGAUCCUGUUCCAAGGCGGCAAGGAGGUCAUGCGGCGGCCACAGAUUGACAAAAAAGGACGAGCUGUCUCUUGGACCUUCUCUGAGGAGAAUGUGAUCCGAGAAUUCAACUUGAACGAGCUAUAUCAAAGGGCCAAGAAGCUAUCAAAGACUGGAGAUCACAUCCCUGAGGAGCAGCCUGGGGCCCCUGCCACCACAGAGGUGCCAGAUGGGGAAAGCAAGAAGGACAAAUAGAAUCCCUGCCUUGUCAGUGCUUCCUCACCUUUGAGGCCCUGCCUGAGGCCUGGGCUUGGGCCUUUUAUUUAUGUUUCCCUUUUGGCUCUGCCUCAGUGAGGCAGGGUGCUGCUUCUGAUUUUCAAGAGGCUUUCAGGGACUUGACAGGCUCCCUCCAGGAAGGCCUCCUCUGCCGUGGCCAACUUUCACUGGAAGAAGGGAGAGAGCUCCGAUGAUGGAGGAGGAAAUGCCUGCCUCCCAAGCUUGGGUCCGAGUACCACCUGCUGUCCACCAGUCACUCACAUGUCUCCACCAUGCAGUGUUUUCAUCCUUCCUCUUAGUGGACCUGCACAGUCUCCCUAGAUUAUAUUAAACCUAACAGAAAAUGCCUAGGUUUGGAGUCUGCAUUAGGAUUUUACCCUCAAGGACCCUUGCUUCUUUAGGCAUUUCUGGCUUGGUCUGUGGCCUUCAUUAAUAAAUAUAAGGCUAACUUUGUCAACUGGUUCCCAGGAGAAACCUUUAACCACUGAGUUUACUCACUGGAGAUAGUUUUAAUAAUCCCCCUAAUUUUUGGAGUUUGGGAGGAAAGGGAAUAGGUUUGAGACAUUCCUUUGUAUGGGGGGCUCAGAGGAGAAAGCCCUUGGGCAGGCAUGAAGUUUCAAGUAGUCUCCUACACACUCCCAAAACCCAACUGAUGGUUUUCCACAAUAAAGAGACUGGGAUUUCCUUUUGA